Zychaea mexicana is the source of this 1106-nucleotide messenger RNA. RefSeq lists its product as uncharacterized. The transcript has a single exon. The record is from RefSeq and is a predicted model, not a curated record. Gene Ontology annotation, molecular function: zinc ion binding; nucleic acid binding. The coding region runs from base 472 to 966 and encodes 164 amino acids. NCBI's taxonomy places the organism in Eukaryota, Fungi, Mucoromycota, Mucoromycetes, Mucorales, Lichtheimiaceae.
GAAGAAUUUACUACAAGAACAGAACUUACCCCGGAAUUACCUGUGCCAAAGAUGAUCGCUGAACAACAAGCCCUACUCCUACAAGCAAUCCAGAAGUUGUUGGAAAAAGACAACUCGGCUCCAAUAUUUCGUGCGCGUAUACGUGAACCAGACACGUAUCACGGUGACCGCAGCCUAGAUGCUGCAUUGAACUAGGUCUCGGCGGUGGAGCGAUAUCUGACGAUGGCCAAGCUAGGCGAACACGAAUGGAUCGGAUACGCGGUGACUUUACUACGUGGUGAGGCGGAAACAUGGUGGCGACAACAAGAGGCGCGGGUGACGAUUGACGAGUGGCGAGAAUUCAAGAAGCGGUUGCUGGCGACUUUCAAUCCUCCAAAUGCAGCACAACUUGCCCGUGACCAACUUGCCGCAGUAGCACAAACGGGAACGGUAGCAACUUACGUUGCGCAGUUUUAGGCAGCCUGGUCCUCCAUGCCUUCCAUGUCCGAUGAGGAAGCACUCGAUCGUUUCCAGCGUGGCCUCCACCCCACUAUUCGCAUGCAAAUCUUGACUCGAUUCCCAUCAUCUACGGAUGAAGCGAUGAAGUUGGCGCUUGCGGUUGAAGGUGUUCAACAAACAAGUCAGGUGGUGAUGCAGCAAGCACAAGGUUUCCAGGCUUCGCAGCCCCUCCUCCAGCAACAACAACAGUUCGUGCAGCAUUCACAUGCACAGCAACAACCGCUCGUACCUGAGUAUCUUCGUUCGUCUGGUGUGGCGCCUAUGGAUCUGGAUGCCAUUCGCGCAAAAAGUGAUGGUCAUUGGUAUUCGUCUGGUCGUGGUGGUUCGAAUUGGAGGCAACAAGGCAAUGAUCGUAAUAAUGGCGGCACUAGCAAGGGUUGUUACAACUGUGGUGGCUGGGGACACAUAUCUUGCAACUGUCCAUCUCCCCGUCGCAACCGCCAACAGCAGAGUCGUUCUCCAAGCUAGGGAAAAGGCCAAGCGCGUCGGGAUUAAAGGGAGUCCCUUCGCGCUCAUUUCCAUCCCUUAAUGUCGUCCGAGCUGAAUCCGUGUCGGUCCCCGAGGCCGAGUUGAUUGAUCUGUCCGAAGAUCGUGCCCAGGAUGCGCAG